Molecule: messenger RNA, 3302 nt
Organism: Echinops telfairi (small Madagascar hedgehog)
Lineage: Eukaryota; Metazoa; Chordata; Mammalia; Afrosoricida; Tenrecidae
Gene: RIN1
Product: Ras and Rab interactor 1
Exons: 9
Coding region: 1-2136 (711 amino acids)
Biological process (GO): signal transduction; vesicle-mediated transport
Cellular component (GO): cytosol; endocytic vesicle
Molecular function (GO): small GTPase binding; guanyl-nucleotide exchange factor activity
Source: RefSeq, a predicted model, not a curated record
AUGGAGGUCCCCGAGGAGCCGGGCGCAGUCUCCAAUUCCCCUCCGCAGACGUUCCUCGUGCGGAAAUCCAACACGCGCCGGUGCCAAGCGCUGUGUGUGCGGCUGCCCGAGGCCGGCCCGUCCUUCGUUGCCAGCCACUACGUACUGGAGCGCCCCGGGGGCGUCUCCUUGGAAGGCUCAGAGCUCACCUUCCCAGACCUGGUGCAUCUCAUCUGUGCCUACUGCCACAGCCGGGACAUCCUUCUGCUACCACUGCAGCUCCCCAAAGCCAUUGACCAGGCAGCCACCCACAAGGAGCUGGAGGCCAUCUCCCAUCUGGGCGUCGAGUUCUGGAGCUCCGCCCUCAACGCAAAGGCUCUGCGGGACCCCAGGGAAGGCCCCCUGCCACUCAGGCUGAAGCCCAGCUCCCCUGAAGAGCCGGACCAGGGCCCCACCAGCACAGCCCUGUGCUUCUUCAACCCCCUGUUCCCAGGGGACCUGGGCCCCACCAAGCGGGAGAAGUUCAAGAGGAGCUUCAAAGUGCGCGUGUCCACGGAGACCACAGGCCCCCUGUCUCCACCGGCUGUGCCACCUCCCCCUGUCCCCGUGCUGCCGGGGACCGCCCCCAGCCAGCCAGCCAGGCUGCCCCCUCGGCAGCUGCUGCGGAGAGAGAGCUCGGUGGGCUACAGGGUGCCAGGGGGUGCCAGCCCCAGCCUCCCACCCCUACCCUCUCUCCAAGAGGUAGACUGUGGCUCUCCCAGCAGCUCAGAGGAGGAGGCACCACCAGGGGCCCUGGGGAGCUCAGCGACCUCCCCCGGGCUGGGCAGGCGCCACCGCCACCGGCCCCUGCUCCGAUCCAUGAGCUCUGCUUUCUGCUCUCUACUGGCUCCUGAGCGGCAGGUGGGCCGGGUGGCAGCGGCACUGGUGGGGGACCGCCACACGGCCGUGGGCCAGCUGGUACAGGACCUGCUGACACAGGUGCGGGCGGGGCCCAAGCCUCUAGAGCUCCAGGUCGUCCGAGAGGCGCUGAGCCAGGCCCGGGCCAUGCUGAGUGCCGAAUUGGGGCCAGAGAAGCUGCUGCCACCUGUGAGGCUGGAGCAUGUGCUGGAGAAGUCUCUGCACCGCUCCGUGCUCAAGCCUCUUCGGCCCAUCCUGGUGGCCCGCCUGCGGCGCCGGCUCUCUGCCAACAACUCCCUGGGCCGCCUGGCCGAGGGCUUCCGCCUGGCCCGGGCACAGGGCCCCGGAGCCUUCGGAGCCCACCUGAGCCUGCCCUCUCCGGCAGAGAUAGAGCAGGUGCGCCAGAAGCUGCUGCAGCUGCUCCGUGCCUACUCGCCCAGCGCCCAGAUCAAGCGCCUCCUGCAGGCUUGCAAGCUGCUCUACACGGUCCUGAGGACCCAAGAGGGGGAAGGUGCCGGUGCAGAUGAGUUCCUGCCACUGCUGAGCCUGGUCCUGGCCCAGUGUGACCUUCCUGACCUGCUGCUGGAGGCCGAGUACAUGUCCGAGCUGCUGGAGCCCGCUUUGCUCACUGGAGAGGGCGGCUACUACUUGACCAGCCUCUCUGCCAGCCUGGCCCUGCUGAGCGGCCUGGACCAGGAGCUUGCCCUGCCCCUCAGCCCCUCCCAGGAGCUGCAACGCUCCCUUCGCCUGUGGGAGCAGCGCCGCCUGCCGGCCACCCACAGCUUCCAGCACCUCCUCCGAGUGGCCUACCAGGACCCCAGUAGUGGCUGCACGUCCAAGACGCUGGCUGUACCCCCAGGGGCCUCCAUUGCCACCCUCAACCAGCUCUGUGCCACCAAGUUCCGAGUGACCCAGCCGGACACCUUCGGCCUCUUCCUCUACAAGGAGCAGAGCUACAUCCGCCUGACCCCCAGAGCCCUGGCCCACCAGCUGCCCGCCACCGGCUAUCUGGUCUACCGCCGGGCAGAGUGGCCAGAGGCCCAGGGGACCUCCCCGAGGACUUCAAAAGAGAGAGAGGGCAGGGGGGCACCGGAAGCAGGGGGCAGGGAGGAGGAGGAAGGAGCCCCAACAGAUGGGGGUGCUGAGGACAAAGGCAGCCCUGGAGACAAGGGGCAAGAGCCUGAGAGGACUGUGGAGGGAGGGGAGAGCCCGGCCCUGGAAAGCCCUGGGGAGUCAGAGCAGCCAGAGGCUGAGGUGUAGCUGGGGCUGGCUGGAGGGGCCACCGGGGCUCUGGGUUGUUGGAAAGCCCUGCUGAGCCUCAGGCCUCCAGCCUUCCCCUCCACCCUGCCAGGCCCCUGUGCUGGGUCUGCAUUCACCCCUCUGUGUGGUGUUAUCUUCAAGCCCAUCUCCCGAGGGUUUGGGGGCCCCAGGCCAGGUGCCCUUGCCUCUGAUCCUUCUCUGCCCUGCAGGGCUCAAGCUGACAGCCAUGGGGGGCAAAGGGUUCUGUCCCAUCUGCCCCUGAGGGGGCAACUGGUCAGAGCUACUGGCCCAGCUCAGCCCAGUUGAAGGUCUGCAUCUGUGAAGCGGGAGGAGCUGGCUAUCCUGUCUGCCCCGGGCGGGUGUGGUGUGGGCCCAGUGUGGGUUGCAAUCUCCACGGGGGGGUAAGAUGUGGUGCUUUCCCUGUCCCCAGGGCUCUGGCUGGGUGACCAAAGACACUUUCCCAAGCUGGGGGAGUCCGGCACCCCCGGGGGAGGUCACAGUGGUGGGGGGCGGCUUGAAAAUCCUCAGCCCUUUUCCGAGAAGGCAGGGCCUGGCUUAUUGGCCCCGCCAAGGUUCAGCAAAGAAAGGUGACCCCCAAGAUGUCACCCAGAAAGUCAUUGGGGCCUCCUCCCCCCCAAAACGGGGCCCUGGAGUCUGUACAAAACGAAAUCCAUCCCCGAGGGCACCGCGCUCCCUUGAAAGGGGCAAUCCGCGCUUCUGCGCAGAGAAUACCGUCGGCCGCGCGGGGGCGCGCCCGGGCCGGGAAGCUGCGAGAGGCGGGGAGCGGGGGCUGGGCAGCAGCUGGACUGCCCGGGCCUGACCAACUCUUGCAGUCGCUAGGUAACCCUACCGGGGCAGGGCAGCGUUCUAGGGGGUCAGGCAGAAGAUCCCUGAUAUGGGAGAGGAUACCCACCAUUCAACAAGGAGUCUCCCUUGGACACUGAGCAAAGUCAGGCGUGGGCACUGGUUUUUCGGACAAGCCCCACCACUCAGCCCAGGGGUGGGUGUGCCAGCCAGCCUCCCUUCCUCCCCUGCCACCACCCCCACCCCGGCUUCUUGCUAGUAGGGAGUUCGCCCUUCGACCUUUUGUACACCCCGCCCGCAGCGCCGGGAGGGCCUGCGUCCUCCGUGGGCGCUUAAUAAACGUUGCUCGUGGGCGUCUGAUA